Messenger RNA from Lolium perenne, 1864 nucleotides. RefSeq names its product protein disulfide isomerase-like 5-4. Lineage: Eukaryota; Viridiplantae; Streptophyta; Magnoliopsida; Poales; Poaceae. Gene Ontology annotation, cellular component: COPII-coated ER to Golgi transport vesicle; endoplasmic reticulum. The record is from RefSeq and is a predicted model, not a curated record.
CUUCUCAAAGCAGCGGGUAGUCGACUCAGGAGGUAGGAGACGAGGGCGGUGAGAUCCGCGGGCGGGCGGGCACGCUUUCCUAGACGAGACGACGAUAGGAAGGAAGGAGACUGCUGCCACGGAUAUCUCGCCUCUCCCCUUCCCCUCGCUCCAGAUCUCUCCGCGCCGCGCAGAUCCGAACCCCCAGCAGCCAUGAUCUCCUCCAGCAAGCUCAAGUCCGUCGACUUCUACAGGAAAAUCCCCAGGGAUUUGACAGAGGCAUCACUAUCUGGGGCUGGCUUAUCCAUUGUUGCAGCACUAGCAAUGGUGUUUCUGUUUGGAAUGGAGUUGAGUACUUACUUAGCUGUCAAUACCACCACAUCUGUAAUUGUUGAUAGGAGUUCAGAUGGGGAUUUCUUACGGAUUGAUUUUAACAUGAGCUUUCCUGCGCUUUCAUGUGAAUUUGCAUCAGUUGACGUCAGUGAUGUGCUGGGAACAAAUAGAUUAAACAUAACGAAAACUGUCCGCAAGUAUUCAAUUGAUCGAAAUUUAGUACCAACUGGAUCUGAGUUCCACUCAGGACCUAUACCCACUGUCAGCAAGCAUGGAGAUGAUGUUGAAGAGUACCAUGGUGAUGGUGCAGUUGCCUUGUCCUCUCACAAUUUUGAUAGCUAUUCGCACCAGUAUCCCAUUUUGGUAGUCAACUUUUAUGCCCCCUGGUGUUACUGGAGCAAUCGAUUGAAACCUUCAUGGGAAAAGACUGCGAAUAUAAUAAGAGAGAGAUAUGACCCUGAAAUGGAUGGUAGAAUUCUUCUCGGCAACGUUGACUGCACCAAGGAACUUGAACUGUGUAAGAGGCACCAUAUACAAGGUUACCCAUCAAUUCGCAUUUUCCGCAAAGGGAGUGAUAUGAAAGAAACCCAGGGUCAUCAUGAUCAUGAUUCGUAUUAUGGGGAGCGUGAUACUGAAAGUUUAGUCGCGGCAAUGGAAACUUAUGUUGCAAACAUUCCAAAAGAUGCCCAUGUGCUUGCUUUGGAAGACAAAUCCAACAAGACUGUUGAUCCUGCAAAGCGUCCUGCUCCAAUGACUAGCGGAUGCAGAAUAGAAGGUUUCGUGAGGGUAAAAAAGGUUCCUGGGAGUGUUGUAAUAUCAGCUCGAUCUGGUUCACACUCAUUUGAUCCAUCUCAGAUAAAUGUUUCCCACUACGUGACACAGUUCUCAUUUGGCAAAAUGCUCUCACCAAAGAUGUUUAGUGAACUGAAAAGACUACUUCCCUAUGUUGGCGGACACCAUGAUAGAUUAGCUGGUCAGUCUUACAUUGUUAAGCACGGUGAUAUCAAUGCAAAUGUUACUAUUGAGCAUUACCUACAAAUCGUAAAGACAGAGCUGGUUACACUGAGAUCCUCGAAGGAGUUGAAAGUGCUUGAAGAAUAUGAAUACACAGCACACAGCAGCUUGGUGCACAGCUUCUAUGUUCCUGUGGUGAAAUUCCAUUUUGAGCCUUCUCCCAUGCAGGUCCUGGUGACUGAACUUCCCAAAUCCUUCUCCCACUUCCUCACAAAUGUCUGUGCUAUUAUUGGUGGAGUUUUCACGGUCGCUGGAAUACUUGACUCCAUCUUGCACAACACCCUACGGUUCGUGAAGAAGAUUGAGCUAGGAAAGGACAUUUGAACAAGAAUGGUAGAUGUUCAGAAGUGCUCGAUUCCUCGUUGUUGCACUAGCUAGUCACAUUUUAGUUAUACUUGUUAGCAAUUCUUAAUGUACAACUAAUAUAUACAGAGGGAGGGGAGUUGACAGAAAGAUGGCGUCAUGUUAUAACUGGGUACCUAACUGUUUUGCCGAGUAACUUACAGGAAUAAUGAGAAGCCAAAUCCUUGCAGAUGCA